Molecule: messenger RNA, 747 nt
Organism: Copidosoma floridanum
Lineage: Eukaryota; Metazoa; Arthropoda; Insecta; Hymenoptera; Encyrtidae
Product: homeobox protein 2-like
Source: RefSeq, a predicted model, not a curated record
AUGAACGACAGAAAAAUGCUAAGAGAUAAUGGGAGAGAACCAAAGGGUAACUGUAAUUAUUGUCAGAAACCGGGACACUAUGCGAGGGAAUGCCUUUCAGGUAAGCAGGACAGGGAGGAGAAGGAAAGACAGCGAAACGAGGGGCAUUACCAACCCGUAGAUAAUACUAAUACCAACAGAAACGCCAAAAGUUAUGGGAAUGGAAAUGAUGAUGCUUACAAUUAUAAUGAUAAUAAUUAUAACAGGAGCUUUAAUAAUGGCGCAACAGAGCCUUAUAACAGGAAUAAUAACUACUACAAUAAGAACAACAACUACAAUAACAGAAACAGCAAUUACAAUACUGGAAAUAACGGAAACAGCAAUUACAACAAUAGAAAUACCAAUUAUAAUGAUAGGAAUGAUUACAAUAACAGGUACAAUAACUACAAUCCCACGGGCGGUAAUGAUUACUCCAACCGUGGCUACGGUGACCCAUAUAAUAACAAUAACGGGGAAACAUUCAACCUUUAUGGAAACAACAAUAAGAAUCAAGACAGCAGGAACGGCUAUAACAGGGACCCAGUUAGAAACAGGCCUCCACAGGAUAAGGGCCCACAGCAGCGACAAAACGGCGCACAUGGUCCUGACAAUAGAAGAGACGCACCCGCAGCUUUAAACUCGCAAGAUGUUCGGCAUGCUCCUCAAACGUCAAACAUGAAUUCGAGAAAGAAACGGAGAGAAGCGUGUCUGGCGAGAGAGAAGGUGUGA